GAAAAAGGAAUUCUCGCGAUAGGUCAGUCUCCUCGUAUGCAAUGCAGCUCAGCGGCAGGGGCCUAGUGGAAUGUGAAACUACAAGUUUUGCUUCCACAAAUCUUUGACAACACCCGCCGCACUCGUUUCCGAGACACCGAGACUCUGCUCGGAAAUCAGACAUGUUUCGACACACGAGAGACGCGCUUUAAAAAAAAAAUGCCUCCCUAGGGGAUGAGACUCCGUAGGUCAUAUCAGUGUCUGCGGCUACGGGAUCGUUGACUGGCUUGGCUGCGUGUUGGGUCAGGAUGGCGCAUGGAGGACCCCCGCUUGAUCACAUCCUGCAGGACCUCAAGCAGCGCUUCCCUGAGAUCCCAGAAGGGGUAGUGUCACAAUGCCUUCUGCAGAACAACAAUAACCUAGAGCUCUGCUGCCACCUGCUGGCCCUGGAGAGUAAUAGAUACCUCUACGGCGAGUACCAUCACAGUCCAGAGGAGGGGCGCCUGAGUCGGAAUCACAUGCUACACAUUAACCUUGGCUACCAGGGCUCAGAGGCAAGCAAGCCCAACGGAGGGGCGGCGGCGGCAGGAGGACGCUCCCUGGUUCACAGCACGAGUGACAGCCACAUCGACCCCCAGAGACCCAACUACCCUGAGCCACUGUCAGCCCCUGCCGCCAUGGCUCCCUCCGCAGGCUACAAUCCUUUUUUCACGCACGAACAAAGCCGUUCAGCAAGCACUCCUACUCCUCCGCCAAUCCAGGGUAUGUCCCCAACGUUCUCCCCCGUCUCCCGCUACACCAUGAACCCUAUCACAGUUACGCUCUCGCAGAGUAUACCCAGUGCCCCCCAGGCGUUGCAGAUACCUCCUGGGCACUAUGCUAACAGCACCAACACCCUUUAUAUGCGACCCUCACCCUCCCAGAGCCCCCAGCCAUCACCAUGGUCCUCCUCAGGCACCCCUGUCUAUCACCAUCAGCAGUCUCCCUACAGCACCCCCACUUUUGGCUCCCCUUACAGUUCCCCCCAGCAUCAGGUGCAGCCUCAGCAGCCUUCCCAGCACCAGCAAUAUGUCUUCCUCCCCAUUAACUCACCGACCCUUCCGAGCAUGUCCUACCAUCACCAGCAGCCACCCCCACAGCAGCCCCCCGUCUACAGGCCCUACCACUCAAAAAGCUCCCUCAAGAACCAGUUAGAGAUUACCCUGGAAGGACCGCGGCCUUGCAGCAACUCCCCCGUGCACACGCCCCACCCCCAGGGAACCCUGUACAUGGCCACCAGUCCCUCACCCAGCUCCCCUUCCAGGGGGGUCACAAUGAGCGGCGCUCCGGGACCAACCCCCUUCCACCCGGGAAAGUACUUGCAUCAGGGUCCCGUACGGCCUCGGCCACCCUCCUCGCCUCAGCCGGGCCAGUCGGCGUACACCUUUAAAAUCAAAGUGUCCCCCGGAGGGCAGGCCCAGAGACCACCCAGCUCGCCUCCCGUGGCGGAGGCCGAGUCGCUUCUCAACAUAGUCGACCAGGGGGAGAACAGCGCUGCCCCUCCGCCCAUCCUGCCCAUCUCCGCUCUGCCGGGGAACUUAGCCAGUCAGUUUCAGAAGACGCACCGACGUUCCAGCUCAGGCUCCGACGACUACGCCUACACUCAAGCUCUCCUGCUCCACCAGCGGGCCAGGAUGGAGCGUCUUCUGAAGGAGCUGCUGAUGGAGAGGCAGAAGCUGGAGCAGUUGAAGUCGGAUGUCAACAACAUGGAAUACGAUGCCUUGCAGAGACGCUUUCGAAGGGUCAACUCUACCAGUUUUAUACCCAGACCUGAGGAGAUGACUCGAUUGCGGAGCCUUAACAGACAGCUUCAGAUUGAUAUCGACUGCACUCUGAAGGAGACAGAUCUACUGCAGUCCAGAGGGAAGUUCGACCCGCAGGCGAUGAACAACUUCUACGACAACAUUCAGCCCGGCCCAGUGGUGCCGCCUAAACCAGGAAGGAAAGACGGGGACCAUUGCUCCAAGCCAGCAGCAGUGCCUCAGAGGGAUGAGGACUUUGAAGGUGCUCAGUGGAGCUGUGACAGCUGCACCUUCCUCAACCACCCUGCGCUCAACCGCUGUGAACAAUGCGAAAUGCCACGCUACACUUGAGCUUCAAACGCCACACGACCCGUCCCUUUACCAGUCCUUGGAUAGCCCUCCAGAAUCUGGGAGGGUCUGGAGGAUGUCGCCUGUCAAUCAAUAUUUAAGACCCUUUUACCUGCUGAGGAAGAGCCACCAUCCCUCCCUGGUCACUCGUCAUGCUCUUAUCUGCUACUUCCGUGCACUUUGAUUUUAAAAACUUCUCCCCCCACCGGGGGGCUUGGAGACUCCAGUGGUUAAUAUAUUACAGACUAAGAAGCUCCCACUCUGGCAGUGAGUGUCACGGGGAAUCAGAAAGGUCAAAUUAAGUGGAGGAUGGAGUAGGAGGCGUUGUGGUUUACCUGCAAACAUUCCAUGCAGAAAGACUGACUGCCCUGUUUACACAACUGCAUCCAUUCCUGCUCUCAAAUUCAGGAAGGGUAUCUUAUUUCUCUCUCUGUCUGGCUGACGGUGGAAUAAUGGAAGGUAUGCAAGGUCUGACUAAUGCAAAUGUAGACUCUACACUGUAUUUAGCUCUGUUCAAGGGAAAGUGCACUUUUUUGGGGAAUUUUGCCUAAUGUGAGACAUGAAUACACGUCUUUCUCUUUUCUGUGCCUUCUAAGGAUAGAAAAACAGUAAAAAGAAAGCUGAGAAUGUACGUAUUGCUACACACCUAUUCCACCUAAAAAGCCUUCUGAAAAAAGCACCAUUUCUACGUCAGCUGCAUAUUAACCAAGCUACAGCAAAAUUGAUAUGAUUAUUAACAUUGUUACGCCCAGGAACUACCUUCCUGGCAUAGUGACACCUCGCCACACCACACCAGCUAGGUGCUAGAAACUAGCUUCACCACGCACUGGCCAAAGGUAAUGCUACAUAUUGGAGCUGUGUUUUUGUUUUUGAGGUGUUGCGUUCCUUUCUAUGUUGCUAUGUGAAAUCAAUGCACCCAGGAAGGAAGUUCCCAAAGUACUCCCAAGUAUUCCACGUUAGGAUGAAAGUACCUGUUACUACAUGCUCACAGCAUGGAUAGAAAACCACUGAACCUUGUUGGAGCUUCUUGGAGGUGUUUUCAUAGGCAGAAUAGGUGUGUUCCAUGACAUGAGCUGUCUCUUUUGACCCGUUAUUCUAUCUUUAGAAGGCACAGAAAAGAGAAAGACGUGUUGAUGUCUCACAUAAAGAUUGUGGAUGGGAAAAAAAAGUGCACUUUUCCUUUAAGAGCUGACAAAAGAACACUAAAAAACUUGCAUAGGAGUAUAUUCCUGGUACUUUUAUGCGUAUCCUGUCACCCUGUAUUACGUGAUGAAAUGGUUUCCUCUGCGAAUGCCUCAACUUGCUGUACUUAAUAAAGGAGCGGAUUCUACGUGACGUGACCAUUCUCGGCUGGAAGGUUGUAUCGUAGUCAGGAUCCCUCAUGCUUGUCACGGCAGCGGCGCUGCUACGGAUUACAUUCAUCCUACGGUUAUGAUGCUGCAGUUUCGUUGCUGAACGUUGAGAUUGCGAUUCUCAGGGACGAUUGCUUUCUCGUCGUCUUGUGCUGCUUGAAAGACACCCCCAGUGGUCUCCCAGCUGGUCUUCAUAGCAGGUCCCGGAAGAGCAGAAAGACUGAACCCAUCAAGCUCACAACGUGGCACACAUUCAUGUGAUAGCUCCUCAUGCGUGCUGAUGAGCCUCGUCGGCCAGGGCGAGGUGGCUCUGCUGCCCUGGUAGGCGACGCUCGCUGGGGGGAAAAGUGUUGGCCUUUGUGUGUUGGGGUUCAAACUUCAUGGGG
Molecule: messenger RNA, 3846 nt
Organism: Dunckerocampus dactyliophorus (ringed pipefish)
Lineage: Eukaryota; Metazoa; Chordata; Actinopteri; Syngnathiformes; Syngnathidae
Gene: tab3
Product: TGF-beta activated kinase 1 (MAP3K7) binding protein 3
Exons: 7
Coding region: 288-2111 (607 amino acids)
Cellular component (GO): extracellular exosome
Molecular function (GO): ubiquitin binding
Source: RefSeq, a predicted model, not a curated record